Molecule: messenger RNA, 1782 nt
Organism: Darwinula stevensoni
Lineage: Eukaryota; Metazoa; Arthropoda; Ostracoda; Podocopida; Darwinulidae
Source: the annotation of a GenBank genome assembly
AUGGAACUGUUCUUCCCAAAACGGUGGAACGCAAUGGAACGCAAUGAAACCGAAAUAUUUCCUGGAACGGAAAGGAACAAAAUGAAUAAUUGUGGAACGGAUCACGAACUGGAAUACUUAGAGAUCAGGUGGAACGGAAUGGAACACGGAACGAAAAAAAAAUUCCGUUCCGGAGCCCUGACCUGGAAAAAAAAAUCCAAGAAGCUGUUCAUCAAUAUGAAGGGAAUUCCAUGUCUCUUAUUUGCUCUGAUUCUUUCAACCAAGUCCGGGUCGGGAAAGGCACUCGAAAGCACUCCGAUCCAUGGAAGAGAAAAUAUUGUUGACAGCUUGGAAGAGAUGAUGUUAGCUCUGAGGACAACAACGCUAGAACAUGCGAAGGAAAUCUCACAACUGAAGUCUGAGAAUGAGCGCCUGUGGAAUGACAAGGAAAGCCUCAGGGACGACUACAAGAAAAUGAAGUAUGACUUUGAGAGCAUGAGGAAGGCAACUGGGAAGCUCAGUACUGAAUACGAAAACUUGAGAAAGGAGCACGAGAACCUCAAGUCCAGCUUCCAGGAACAUCUCCAGGAAAAUGGCGAACUUAAACUUCAACUAAACACCACGCGAGAGAGACUUCAAUAUCUUGAGGCUCUUAGCCUUCAAAUAACUCCUCGAACGUGUCAGACGUUGGCAGACUUGGGAGUGACAUGGACAGGAGAAUACCUCGUGGAUCCUGACGGAGCGUUGAUCGGCGAUGCACCUAUCAAAGUGCUCUGUGAUAUGGAGACAGUAUCCACGAUCGUCCUCCAUGAUUCAAUGGGAAACACUGCGAUAGAUCAAUGUGCUGAUCCUGGAUGCUACAAUCACACCAUAAGGUAUGGUUCAUCGAUGAAACAGAUGGUCGCAUUGAUGAAGCAAUCGAAGUCGUGUGAUCAGCAAAUAAGAUAUGACUGUUCUACGACGGCCCUCACAACUGGAGACAUACACUAUGCAUGGUGGGUGGACCGUCACGGCGAACCUCAAUACUACUGGCACGGGUCAAACGCAGGACAACACAUGUGCAAGUGCGGUCUCUCUGGCAACUGCAUAGACUCCAACUUCCCUUGCAAUUGUGACGCAAAAGCCCCCCGAUGGGAAUCAGACUCUGGAGCGAUAACGAAUGAAACAGCACUGCCCAUAACUGAGUUGCACUUCGGGGGACUGCAAUUUAAGGGUCAGCAAGCGAAUUACACAUUGGGUGGAUUGGCUUGCAAGGGCAAGACUCCACCCCCGGACAAUCCAGCUCAAUCCUGUUCAUCUCUUCGCCAAGCUGGAAGCACUCAUCCUGGUUAUUACCUGAUCAACUCCAAGAAAGGUCGCCUGGAUGUUGUUCUGUGUAGGAUGGAUUUGGAGGAGUUCGACCCGAAGUUCCAGGUGGAGACAAAUGCUCGUAUUGCAGGAGGCGGGUUUCUGCAUGGCAAGGUUACACAUCCGGACAAUCCAGCACAAUCUUGUUCAUCUCUUCGCCGAGCUGGAAACGCUCACUCUGGUUAUUACCUGAUCAACUCCAAGAAAGGUCGCUUGGAUGUAGUAAUGUGUAGAAUGGAUUUGGAAGAUAACAACCCAGAGUUUCAAAAAGAGACAAAUGCACGUAUUUCAAGAGAAGCGAUUUAUUUCGAUGUGUAUGGAGCAUUGGGAAGUAAUGGCAGCGUAGUACACUACUCCGGCGUCGAUGUCAACAUCGGCGGGGCAAUGAAUUACACAAAAUGGAACGAUGCCCAGAUUGCCUCUGCUAAACUGGGCCUUUGUCUCGAGGCACAUUGA